Messenger RNA from Emiliania huxleyi CCMP1516, 1446 nucleotides. RefSeq lists its product as hypothetical. The coding region runs from base 1 to 1446 and encodes 481 amino acids. Lineage: Eukaryota; Haptophyta; Isochrysidales; Noelaerhabdaceae. The record is from RefSeq and is a predicted model, not a curated record. The transcript is spliced from 2 exons.
AUGAGCCACGCGGCGAUGAGACUCUCGCUCUUGCUGCUGGCCAGCCUCUCGCUCGUCGACGCGUCGAGGAUCGCUGCGCCACCCGCCUCGUCGCUCACCCUUCGCCGCCUGCGCGGCGGCGAGGCAGAGGCGGAGGCCGCCGCCGCCGCAGCCGCCGCAGGGUCAAAGAACGAGGGCUCCUCGGAGGACGGAGACGACGAGGCCGAGGUCGCCGCGGCGCUCGCCGCCCUCUCGCGGUCUAUCGACGCCUUCAUGGACCAGUUCGCGCAACUCGAGUUGGGCGUGCUCUCGACCGCACGGCCGAGCAUCCUCGGCCGCAAGGCGUCGCCAGAGGCAAUCGCAGCCAGGCCAGACCGCAGGGCCUUCAAGGAGGCACACCAGCACUUUUGCGAGGUUCACCAGCUGAUGCGCGGCGAGUCCGACGAGGCGCUUCCCGCGGCGGCCGGCUCGAUGCAGCUCUUGCGGCAGGCGGCGCUCUACCUCUCAGAUGACGAGGCGGCGGCCAAGGAGAAUGUGCGGGCGGUGCCGGCCGAGACGGUGGAGAAGCUGGCAGCGCUUCGGGCCGCGGGCCGCCGCAAGGCGGGCGGGACGGUCGCCAGCGCCCUCUCCCAGCUACGCGUGGCGCUCGCGGGCCCGCUCGAGGCGCACAGCAAGCUGGUCGCUGCGCUCGGCGCGAGUCAGGUCCAGCCGGUGCCGGCGGCGCUCAGCCGCGAGGCGGUGACCGCGAAGCUGAACACGGUGCCGACCUUCUGCCUGCUCGACGGGCAGUCGCGCGUGGUCGGCAUGCGCGAGGAGGAGGGCGCCACCCCCACCGCCUGCUUCUACACGGACCCGGCCGAGGCGAGGGCCGUGCUCGAGUCGGCGAAGCGGGCGAUGCCGGACGUGCGCGGGCUGCACCUCGGCGUGACGCCGCUCGGGCGCGCCUUCGCCGCGUGCGGUGGCUGGCCGGGCGAUGAGCCGCAGGGCCACAUCGCGAGCACGCUCAAGCUGCAGGGCAGCGCGGCUGUGCGCGAACAGAUGGGGCCCUUCCUUCGCGAGCAGGCGGAGAAGCAGGGGCUGCCCGAGGCGGCGUGGCAGCUGCCCGUCUUUUGCACCGACCAGCUGCAGUCGGCGCACGCGAUGCCCUUCUUCCUCUCGCGCGAGGCGCUCGUGGACGCGUGGGUGGUCGCCGGCCUCGAGCGCGACGCUGUGCCGGACUCGCUCACGGCGAUGGACUUGCGCGUGCUAGUGCACCAGAUGUCGACCACCGACAAGUUCGCGUGGAACACGGUCAACCUCCUCGCCUCGCGGGAGGCAGUCGACCUCGUGAGCGAGGCGUACGCCGAGGGGCGCGCCGUCGCGGCCGCGCGCAGCGGGGGAGGGGCUGCGGAGAGCGCCGCGGCAGCGCUGGACGCUGCCGAGGCGGGCGGAGCGGAGGAGGAGGAGGAGGAGGAGGAGGAGGCCUGA